AUGGAUGUGCACACUUUUGGGAAGAAGCACAGUGUGGCGCGACAAGAUUCCAUCGGCUGUCAUUUGGAGGUGUACGGCGACAAUGUCGGCAAAGACCGCAACGAGACCUAUUGUCAAACGCAUUCUAAGAAGGAUCUUUGCAUUUUGGGGGGUUGGCCCGUCAAUCAACAUGACCAUGCUGCACGUGGAUGGCGCUAUGACCGUCUUGCCAACAACAAAACACGCACCGCAACGAAAAGUGCUGAUCCGAUCGACAACAUCGAGCGUCUUACAAAAAACUUUGCGGUCUAUGGACCGACCCCCUUGACUCAUAGUUCACUCAAUGUCACGAAUUUGUUUCUGGACGAACACUUUCACGAGCGGUAUUCAUUUCUGUUUUCGAUGUGUCGAAUUUUAUUAUCGACAACUAUAGAGAUCAGCAACCAGUGCACCGCUUCCGCCAAGUAUGGCAGGAGGUUCUUGGUCUUGUCUCUAAUUUUCCGAUUCCUCACGCUGCAACUCUUGGCAGCAUGCUAUUCCUACACGUCAGAAGAAUUAGUUGCCAAGAUUUUGUUCAUUUUGGGGGAGGUGGACAAUACGACGAGUGCUACUACACUCUCCAAAAUACCCUGCCCCUUGUGCUGUUCGGCAAUCUAUCGUCUCGCCGUGGCAGUCGUCGCGCUACUCGUGCUCCUAUCUCUGUAUCAGCAGUUUUUCCAAUCAACCCAAAUCAGCCUAUGUGGAAUUUCCAAUCUUUCUAGCACUACGGCUACCCGCCAGCGCUCCAACUUUGACAGUGAGAAGCACGACCAUUGGGAGGCCAUUGACGGGGAUGUCCUUCGAAAUUCCGACUGUGGUCGUCAAGUACCAAACUACAAGCCUCCUUCAAGCGCAUCUACCCUUCACCAAAGUGAUAACAGUUCCAGCAAGUUAUGCAAUUUAGAAGGUCCGGGACCUCUACCGGUUAUUUUGAUGACAUAUGGUCGGUCAGGAUCCGCAGUUACAUGGCAAGCCAUGAGCGCGCUGGCUGGUGGAGACGUGAUAAACGCUCAGGAAUAUACCGGUAUGGGACCGCAGGACCGUAUCAACUUCUUUGCCAAGCACAUUGACGAAACGUGGGCUGAAGAAUUGUUCUGCAACGAACGUCGAAAGCAUCCCGGGGCGGGCAUCAUUGGUACCAAGUGGAAGCCGGGUACUUUGGAAUUACUCACACAACCCCCCGGUGCCCUCGGGGCGCUUGUUUGGAUGCGAGAGCACGCCGAUACUACCCGGCUUGUGCGAACUAUACGCAAUCCCCUGGAUAUACAGAUUUCGACCCACAAGCACAAGUUGGCCAAACAAAGUUCGACACAAAACCGACUUCGUGCACACUGUGACAUGGCAAACAAUGAGCGCAAAGAAGCCUGUGUACGAGAUCAUCUAAAAACAGGUACAGGGAUGGAAUUGAAAACAGAUGGGCUGGUGGAGGAAUUACAGAGUUUGCUAGAAAUGGAGCAGGGCAUUGAUCGUUUUUUGAAGGCCUUGCAGGUUCCAUUUGUUUCCGUCACCUACGAGGAUCUGUACUAUCCCCAAGAUGGCUUGGCCACUACUUGGAUGCAGAUUUUUGGCUUCUUGGGAAUUGGUCCUUCCACAAAUUUGACCAUGCAGCAAGUGGAGAACGCCAUUACCAUGAUGCCAACCCAUGGUGCGCACCAUAAUGAGACUCUAUCAAACUAUGAAGAAGUCAAACAAACCUUGGAGGACGCCGGUUUAGAAGCUAUGUUGGAGCCUGGUAGUGCAUAUUUGCAGAUACCAGUAGCCUCGCAAGCAGGGAAAAAGUGCCGUUCCGAUAUCUGA
Messenger RNA from Phaeodactylum tricornutum CCAP 1055/1, 1815 nucleotides. RefSeq lists its product with no specific name. NCBI's taxonomy places the organism in Eukaryota, Bacillariophyta, Bacillariophyceae, Surirellales, Neidiaceae. The transcript has 4 exons. The coding region runs from base 1 to 1815 and encodes 604 amino acids. The record is from RefSeq and is a predicted model, not a curated record.